Molecule: messenger RNA, 2734 nt
Organism: Ceratosolen solmsi marchali
Lineage: Eukaryota; Metazoa; Arthropoda; Insecta; Hymenoptera; Agaonidae
Exons: 7
Coding region: 87-2498 (803 amino acids)
Source: RefSeq, a predicted model, not a curated record
UAUUGGCAGUCAUAUUUCUCUCAACAAUUUCAUCAUUUGCAACUUCGUCAAAUGAUGAGCUACCUAAGCCCAGCUACACACGCACGAUGCUUAAGGUAUCUCGAAGCUUACCUGGAGAAACGGAAGAAUUGAAAGUUCGAACAAGUGAGGGAAAUAUUGCCACUCUCAUAGUUAAGCGUCGUGAGAAAUCCGUCGUCGAUAUUAGUAAUGAUAAUACUCGCAAUGGAUCCUUUUCGGAAUCAGCAACGCCAACCACCAAAGCUCAAUCUACACCUCCGACUAUCGGAUAUAGAAAUGUAGAUGUUGAUCCGUGGAACCGUUUACAAAUUUGGACUAGUAUAUCGGAUGCUAAAGAAGAGCCUAAAAAAAAUUGGUUACCUGUAAAUCGCAGCUUUGAUAAUUGGAAGCCAAUGGAAAAACCCUUUGAACCUGCAGCUACCCAAAAAAGUUCCUGGCUUGUUUCUGAUCAACUGGAAAACUCUCGAGGGUUCCAAAGUGUUGCUGCGGAUAAUGGCUCUGAUGAAAGAAUUAUACGUUAUACAUUUUUACCUCACGAGUCUCGUCGCAUCCAACGCACAAACGUAGGCGCCAAUCUACUGAAGAACCGUGAUGCAAAGAACGUCCCUUCAGAAGUUGUAGUGCGUUCAGAGAUUAGUGUAAAACCUCAACCAAGUCAACAAUCGUCAGAACCUAAGCGAUCGUCUAUAUCGCUAGAUGUUGAUGGUACACCAAUUGUGCAUGGUAGAAGAGUGCCAGAUGAACCAAUUGAUAAGAUUCAAAUUUGGAGGAAUGCCAGAGUCAUAAAUAAUAAAUUAGUUACCAAUGUUGAUUCUUCAACAACAGAAAGAGGAUUAUUAAAAUCUGGACAAGGUUUCGAGAGAUUUUUCGAAGAUGUAAAUCGCAGGUACGGAAAAACUCCAGAGAAUAAUCUGAACAAACCAAAGACAUAUCGAAACGAGGUCCUAGCUGCGGAAAUUUAUGAAACCGCAGAGGAUACGUAUCGACCUAGUAUACAUAAGCGGAUGCUGCAACCUGAAGUAGCUGCAAUUUAUCCUAACUCGCGAAUAUAUUCACCACCUGAUUCCCGCAAGUCACCAAUUUCUAAUAUUAAGCCUGGAAGCCGAGCACCAGUAUUGCAGUAUGCACAUCCUGAAUUAGGCGUACAGCCCGCUAAGAUAGUGCAAAAUGAAAAGAAAAAGAUAGACGAUGUGACUACAGCUCCAAUAAAUCAGCAGUACAAUAAUCAAUUAAUACAGAAUCAGAAUCAGAAUUCUCAGAAUUAUUAUUAUGGUGAACAUAGACAAAAGAAGAAAUAUGUAUUGAAUGAUAAAAGCAUUGUAGAUUCUUACACAGUUAAAAAUUACUAUCCAAAUCAACAUUUUUACGGGCUAAAGAGACCAAUGAGUGAAGCACCAUUUUGGGUAAAAAUAUCCGAGAAUUUGAAGACUCAUUUUACCGAUGGUGUUGCUAAGGUAUCCGAGUUAACAAAACCGGUGAUCGAUCCUCUUGUCGAAGCAACUCGUAAAAUAUCGGAAAAUCUUGGAUUAUCAAAAGUACGCUCACAAGAUUAUGCUCAGGACAAGAUUGGUACUGUGACCGCAGGAUCUUCGGUUCUCAUACCGGCACUUGGACUUAUGGCCUCUGGUGCAGCUUUGGGCAUUGGAGCUGUUGCAGUUGGUCGCUACCUCGAUGUUGAUAUGUUAAAACGGUCGAACGAUGAAACAAUACUAAAUACAUCGGAUGAUCAAGAGAGGACAUUGCAUAUCAUUUCACAGUUAGACGAUAACAAGGCGCCGCAGACUUAUGGGAAUUCGGAGACUGAAGCGAACGUCGAUGGAGUGUACAUUCUUGUUCAGAAUAAUGGAAUACAUGAAACAGAUACGAGGAGAAAGAGAAAUAGUGACAAUAUACCUGUUAAUUUUAGGGAAAUUCAACGGAAAGGUGCUGACUCGAUUACCGAAAUCGUAGAAGUGGAUUUACCUUCCAAAUUACUUGAUGAUAGAAUAAAUAGUGAGAAUAAUAAAAUACAUAUAGAAAAUGAAGAUGCUUUUGCUGAAGCGGUGAUUCAUCAAGCUUUAAAUGCUAUUGUAAGGCAAUCAGAAGCAAUAAAAGAUGAUUCUAAUGGAAUUCAGAUGAGAAACAGAAUAAGAUCAAGACUGAGACGUAGUUUGAACAGUGUUAAUAAUGAUGAUGAACUUAAUGAUGCUCUUCAAAAUUUAGAGAAGACCGAAAUAAUAGAUGCAAAUAGUGGACAUAUACCUGGUGAUUGGACGCGUACAUUAUGCGCUAAAAGAAUUUUUUGUGACGCCAUGGUCAGGCGUGGUUCUGAUGCUUAUAUGUUUAUGGAAAAAAAAAUGUCUGGAGUUUUGAAGAUGAUUCAACCUGACGCUGCGAUACAAGUGUCCACCCACUUUGAUCAAGUCAUGAAUGCCGUGAGAAGGCACGACUGUUCAAUUUUCUCAUGUUCGGAUACCAGACCGGCAACCGUCUUUUUUUGAAAUCGAUCGAAGAAUGCUUCGCAUUACUAAAUUGCGAUGACUUAUUAGCGAUCAAUUUGGUAAAAAAACUUACGUCUUUAACUUUUACCUGCAAGAACUAAGACUGUCGGAAUGAAAAUGCGAUUUGUUUAUUGGUGCUGUACAUACAACCUGUUAUUGCGCGAAUGUUGAACUAGAUUAUUAAAAGUUUAUUAUUAAAUUUUAUUUCAUUAAAAUCAAUUUAAAUAGGCAAAGCA